CCCAUCGACCACCCGCUUGCCUUGCCGGCUCCCUCCCUUCACGGCAUUCCGCGUCCAGCAGUUGCAGAGCCGCGCCUAGGCUAUAUCUCUGGAGCGAGUGCCUGUCACGAAUAGGUUGAACCCAUGUAUAGGGGUUUGCCCGGCACACGACAAGUCCUCGCUCGCUGAGACGACAUCAUAUCGGUCUCCGGCGCUGUACCGGCCAGUAUGAUGGAAACUGCUCUUCUGGGCAACCCGUUCUCGAAGGGGCCUCACUUCUCCAGAAAGAAGCCCCAUUCCGCCAAGAGCAAAAGUGCCAAGCUGCCGGCGCACGGCAUCCUUCGACUUUACCAAGACUCGCUUGCCAACCCAAGCGCUAUCCAACCUCAGCCCUUAGCCAAGGAGCAUCCAGGAGAUGUUCUUGAUCCUCGAGCGGACCCGGGCCAUCGGUUUGUGGGAGUCUCCAUGCCCAAGCCACUGGUUUGUGAAGGCUCCAGGCCAGACCCCGACUCGACACGCUGGAAAGAGAUUGUGGUUUCGCUGGUGCUCCGGAUACCGUUCAAGGUAGCCCAUAGUGAGUUUCCCCAGCUGUGGACUUGUGAGGAGACCCCAGUUGUCCAUCAUUCAACCCCAGAGAGGCACACCCUGGUUGUGUCCGACCAAGGGUCCAGCCACAUCGGACGGGGCUGGGAAGCGAGGAAUGGUCGCCGAGACCGCGCCAUGGGCCGAUUUUUCGGCUCUGACAGCCGAAACGUCGGCGCCGCCUCGACGACAACCGUCAAGGAAGUUAAGGUAUCCUGGACAGAGUCCCCGUCUCGUGAGAGUCAUGACCUGGUGGGCCUUGCAUAUCUCGAUCUGGACGGAUGA
Messenger RNA from Sodiomyces alkalinus F11, 846 nucleotides. RefSeq lists its product as hypothetical. The record is from RefSeq and is a predicted model, not a curated record. Bases 208 to 846 code for a protein of 212 amino acids. NCBI's taxonomy places the organism in Eukaryota, Fungi, Ascomycota, Sordariomycetes, Glomerellales, Plectosphaerellaceae. The transcript is spliced from 5 exons.